CGCAUAGUCAAUGAGUCAUUCUUUGCUAUCUCUCUCUCUCUCUUGCCUGCUGUGCGUCCGCGAAUGCAGCCCCAGCCAGGCGCGAGAGGUAGGCCUGCAGGCUCUCACACGCUGACGCCGAUGGCCGCUCACACUCCGCCAUGGUGAUCUGAUCUUCGCUGCAGAUGAAUGGAGGCUGCUAGAAUGGGGAUGAGGUAAUGAAGCCUUCCCAAAUCCUGCUUUGAAAGGUGUAUUCCUGUUGGAUCCCACGGUGUUCCUGCGGCGAGAUCUGCAGUCGAUCCCUUCCCUCUUCAGAGAUCUGCCGCUUCUCAUUCAUCAGGGAGGGCUGCAGGGCGCUGGGAAGGCAAGAGCGUUCGUGGGACGGUAUUUGGCUGACAGAUCCUUGCAUAGCAACACCACCUCAUGAGCGGACAGGUGGGCAGCGUGGGAGGGAAUGACAAGGCCUCCCGUGUCGUUAUUGCGCUGCAUUCCUUCCACUGCUGCUUGUCCAUGCAUCAGGGUGAAGAGCUGUAUAUGGUGCUCGGCGUCGGAAAGGACGCGACGACGGCGAGCAUCAAGAAGGCCUACAAUGAGCAGGCACUCGUCUGGCAUCCCGACAAGCACACGCACCCGGCCAUGAAGCAGAAGGUGCGUGAGAGUGGCUUUGUCGUGGAUACGGGUCGAUAGCUGCGCCACGUCUGUAUGCAUUCCAUCUGUGGGUGUGUUUGUUCGUCAGGCCACCGAGAUGUUCAAGCUGGUCCAGGAGGCCUAUGAGGUGCUGACCAACCCGAUUAAGCGACGCAUGUACGACAACGGAGGGUACACACCCCAACGCGGUGACAGUGCGGCUGGCGGUGAUAGCGGUCGUGCUGACGGAUGGAGCGAGCAGACCAGUCGAGCCCUUCAGGAAAUCAGAGAGCUGAGCAAGGCCAACAUGAGAACGAGGAACACGGUCGCUGAGCUGUACAAACGGAGUGUGGUGGUGGGUCAGACAGUGGCGAUUGGGUACGGCGCAUCGCCGCUGGACCCGCCAAUUCUCAAGCUCGUCGAAAAGCUGGUGCCGGCGAAGACGAUCUUCGACCAGGUGUGUCUCUUGCGUGAAUAUCCAUGUCAUGAGCGCACACACGAUCUGUUCUGCUAUGUCUGUUUGAAUGCGUGUGUGCAGCACAAGGUGUUGGACAACAUGAUUCGCAUCGAAGGUCCCCCCCUGCUCAUGAACAAUCUCAACUUCAGCGUCAACAAUUACAAUGACCUCGAGCGGCUCAAUGACGAAAUGCCGAAAACAGCAGAGGUGACUGGCUGAAGGACUUCUGCAGACGAACUCUGUGUGUGCAUGCAUGCAGAACUUCAAGUUCAUGCCUUCUGCCCCAACGGUCGCCAUUCUCGAGCAGUUCAAGGAGAACCUUGUGCGCAUCGGGCAGCAGAUGAAGCAGGUCGAGACCACGCUCUACAGCAAAAACAUCAGCGGAGACAGGAAAGUGGUCAUGGACAAGUACACCGAGCUGCAGAAGGUGCAGAAGCAGCUGAUAUCCAUGCUCAAGGUGAAAGACAUUGAGAUCGAGGUCGCCAAUACCUCGUAGUAACACCUCGUAGUCAUCAAUGCAAACGUGCAUUUGCCUGCCAGCCACUCACUUUUGCGCCAUUUUUAUCUGAGUGCGUCACCGUCCGUCCUCGUGUUUGUCUGUUUGUCGGCUGGUUGGUUUUUCUCUCUCUUCUUUUUCCUCGUCAGAGUGCCUUUGAGAGAAAAACGAGAGAGAGAGAAAUGGCGCGACGCCUUAGUCUAGCCGCCUAAGUCAGGUCCUCCAGAUAUUCUCUGCGUCAUGUUCACUGAUGGCGUGCGUGUGACGUACGUGUGUGAGGGACAGUGUGCUGCCUUUUUGCAGGCACGAAAGAUGCAAUGGAAUGAACCUUUAUGCAGCCCC
Vitrella brassicaformis is the source of this 1901-nucleotide messenger RNA. NCBI's taxonomy places the organism in Eukaryota, Vitrellaceae. The record is from the annotation of a GenBank genome assembly.